AUGGAUACCGACGAUGACUCUCAGAACAACGACUUCCGGGCAAAACCAACUGGCAAAGUACAAAACUGGCCCGGGAUAGUCGGAUGUACUAACCGAUCUGAUAGGGAAAAGGAUAGGAAAUUCUUUCGACUACCUGCUGUUAUAACUAAUCAAGAAGAACAUGAGAAGUGUAUCACAGAGGAGAGUGGCCGUCACACCCAGAUAGAUGUUACUGGACCUCUGCUUCCAGGAGAUGGAGGUGAAGGGGAUGUCGCACCUGAUCACGACAUGGAUGAAGGCGAUGUCAUCUAUGACAUUGAUGCAACUGCAGCCGGUGUUAGGCGCUCCAAAUUCGUGUACAUUUCGCCUAAUUUGGAGAUUUCCUGUUACUGGCCACCAUCCAAUAUAAGCAGGAGAGUGCAGCGGAAGGAGCUACCAGACACAGAACAUUGGAGAAAAUAUCGUAUAACGAUUUUCUGCUAUGCAGAUAAUAUCGAACAAGCCCUCAGACGGGCGAAUAGGGCUGAACUCACCUCAGCAUGUGAGUCCAACCGGUCAGGGACGAAACGAAAGGUAUCAAAACCAAGCCGCUACAGCUCUGCCGCCACAAGCACUGAAGGCGAUGAGGAGGAUGGUGGCACGCCAGUUUCUUUGCCUGCAGCACCAUUGUAUGAGUGCGAAGCAGGUCCAAGUUCAGAGGUGAACUCUGUUUGGGUGAAAAUUCCGGAGGAGGACACCGCAGCAGCAUAUCAUUCAGGCUUUGAGCAACAGAGCCUUGCGAUGAUGGACAAAAUAAUGAAAAAUACCGAGAAAAUGCUGAUUCAGCAAGGGGCCCUGCCCUGCUGAAGGCAUUCAGCGACCUUCGUGGACAAGAAGCCGUGGACAUUGGGGCCAUCAUAGAUGCUCCUCUAACAACGCAAUUGGAGUUUGGCAUACUGGAAGAACCCCUAGCAGAAAAGGAAUUCUGCAAGCAAAUGGCAUGUCAUAUCAUAAUUCUCCCUUCUUGGAAAAUGUGCUCACAAAAUCACAG
This is a messenger RNA of Priapulus caudatus, 1009 nucleotides long. RefSeq lists its product as uncharacterized. Bases 1 to 825 code for a protein of 274 amino acids. The transcript has 8 exons. The record is from RefSeq and is a predicted model, not a curated record. Lineage: Eukaryota; Metazoa; Priapulida; Priapulimorpha; Priapulimorphida; Priapulidae.